This is a messenger RNA of Canis lupus familiaris (dog), 6655 nucleotides long. RefSeq names its product chromosome 12 C6orf89 homolog (gene C12H6orf89). The transcript has 9 exons. The coding region runs from base 151 to 1308 and encodes 385 amino acids. The record is from RefSeq and is a predicted model, not a curated record. Gene Ontology annotation, cellular component: nucleolus; Golgi membrane. NCBI's taxonomy places the organism in Eukaryota, Metazoa, Chordata, Mammalia, Carnivora, Canidae.
AGAAAGACCUACCCGAGGGCGCGCGGCCUCGGCUGUGGCGCGGGAGUUACUUCCGGGUUACGCCCCCGGAAGCAGGAAGUCGGUUUACCCUCCUCGCCCGGCGGCUGCAGUCCCCGAGGCGGGAGGAGCCCGAGGGGGCGCGGGCCCCGCAUGUGUAAGCCACUGUUGGGAGUCAAGCUCACUCUUUGGAACUUCCCUCUGUGGCAAAGUUCAUUCCUGCCAGAGUUGGAUCUUCUUUCUUUCUGGAGGGAUUUUGUAUUGGAAGACAUGGAUCUUGCUGCCAAUGAGCUCAGCAUUUAUGACAAACUUUCAGAGACUGUUGAUCUGGUGAGACAAACAGGCCAUCAGUGUGGCAUGUCAGAGAAGGCAAUUGAAAAAUUUAUCCGACAGCUGCUGGAAAAGAAUGAACCUCAGAGGGGGCCGCCCCAGUAUCCUCUUCUGAUAGCGAUUUAUAAGGUCCUUGUAACCCUGGGAUUAAUCUUGCUCACUGCCUACUUUGUGAUUCAACCUUUCAGCCCAUUACCACCUGAACCGGUGCUUUCUGGAGCUCACACCUGGCGCUCACUCAUCCAUCACAUCCGGCUGAUGUCCUUGCCCAUUACCAAGAAGUAUAUGCCAGGAAAUAAGGGAGUUCCUCUGCAUGGGGGUGAUGAAGACAGACUCUUUCCAGACUUUGACCCUUGGUGGACAAACAGCUGUGAGCAGAAUGAGUCCAACCCCAUCCCUGCCAACUGCACUGGCUGUGCCCAGAAAUUACCCCUCAAGGUAAUGCUCCUGGAAGAUACCCCGAAGAAAUUUGAGAGAUUCCAUCCUCUGGUGAUCAAGACCGGACAGCUCUUGUUAUCAGAGGAGCUUCAGCAUUUCCUGUGCUGGUAUCCUGAAGUAACAGAAGGCUUCAAUGAAGGGUUUUUCACCAAGUGGUGGCGCUGCUUUCCCGAACGGUGGUUCCCAUUUCCUUAUCCAUGGAGAAGACCUCUAAACAGAUCACACAUUUUACGCGAGCUUUUUCCUGUUUUCACCUACCUACCAUUUCCAAAAGAUGCCUCCUUAAAAAAGUGCUUCCUUCUUCAACCGGAACCUAUUGUGGGUAGUAAGAUGCAUAGGAUGCAUGACCUGUUUAUCAUUGGCAGCGGUGAGGCCAUGUUGCAGUUCAUCCCUCCCGUCCAGUGCCGAAGACAUUGCCAGUCUGUGGCGAUGCCACUAGAGCCAGGGGAUAUUGGCUAUGCCGGUGCCAGGAAGGCCUACGUUAUAGCCAGAGGGGUCCAGCCUUUGGUCAUCUGUGAUGGAACCACCCUCUCAGAACUAUAGGAAACAAGAACUAUACAGAGGAACAACUUUGAGUGCUGAAGACCAGAUUGAAAGGGGAGAAAUAAAAACAAAAAACGAUGAAACCACUUGCCAAGGUUACUUAGUUACCUGCCCUAUGCAUGCGUGAAUGAGCCAGCUGUAUGCUGGAGGCACUGGCCAGAUCUUGGCCCUCCCGACUCUUCCAGCCUAGCUGCCUGGCCAGGGCUUUGCCAGUACCUGUCUAUGAGAGACUGGGCUCUUCUAUCUUCUAUACCUUUUGGAGCCACAGCCUUGAGGCUGCCCUUCAGGCAGGAAACGAGAUUGGUGCCUUCCCUCACUUGCAUGGCAUGAUCCCCUCUGCUAGCUCCCUAGCCACAGAGAGGGCAGACAGCAGGUCCCAACUUCAGAGCCAUCCCUUACCAGGUGGACCUGCUUGUCUCUCUACUGGUCACACCAUCCUAUACUUUGGAAAGCCAUGGCUGAUUAAAGAAGUCUUUGCAGUUUCCCAAGCAGAGUGGAAUCUAGAAGCAGUGAAACAAGAUUAAAUAAUCUCAUUGCACUCAAGAAAUGCACUGCUUUCCCAGUGUCCCUGACUCUUGGGAGUCUCAGUGAUGCCAGAUUGGAGUCUGAUUAUAAUUGAACCGCAAAUUCCUAGGGGUAGCACUUUCUUCCAUUUGAUCAGGUUCUUAUGCACCAUACCCGAUCCCCACCUUUAGCUCCCUUCCCUUCUUGCUUGCCACUAUGGCUGGUUUCUCAGAAGUUGGACCCCUUCCCUGGCUGGUCCAGAGCCCUUACUGCUGAGGCAGCACUGCUUCUGUCAACUGGGUUGCUUUUACCAAGUGUCUUCAGAGGAGACAAGUUAGAAUGCUGGCCUGGGGAGUGUGUGCCUCCCCGGGUUUGAUCUUUAAGGUCCAACUUUCAGCAGGGAAGAUGUUUUACAGAUGUGUCAGGCUGAUGUUGUAAUGUGGUUGGGGAAGGAGCUCCAGGCCCAACAUAUUUGCCAACUGGGUGUGCGACUGUGGGAUCCUCUGUCUUAAAAUUAUUUCUCUCUUUGUAUCAGGAAACAAGGUGAGGUAUUUUUAUCAUUUGUAAUGACAUAAAGCUAUGUUCUUUCAGUUGGGUGACUGAUUCACUAUGCUUAUUGUUUUCCCCAAGUGCUUUUAAUAUGUAUCAAUCAAACGGUAUAAAUAGGGCAUACUUUUCUUCCUCUUUUUUUUUUCCUUUAUUCGUUUAUUGAUGCUGCUAGAUACUUGGCCUUUAGUCAUGCCAUCACCAAGCUGAAGACAACCCACCAUCGCACCUGGUUCUGAACUACAGAAAUCAGAUGAGUACAGGUACCCAUGGCAGAUUUAAUGGACCAGAGGCGGACAGUGGUGAGAGAGGGACCUAUGAGUCCUUGCAGGGUGCUUUUCAUCCAUGAAGGCACCCUUGUACCUUAUCCCUGGGCCCUCUCUUAGCACAUCUCCUAAGCAGCACUGGGGAUCAUCAAGACACUGGAGGGCUUGUUUGUAUACUUGUACGGGACAAGAAUGGUUCACAGAACUUAAGGUGGAAAUAUUCAGCCUCUGCAGACGUGAAUAAAACUAGGAUAAAUGGUACCAGAGGGAAUUUUUCCUUAAACCAGUCUGUGCCUUGUGUGGCUUAAUACAGGAAAAACAAAAAUUUUUGUACAUAUAAAAGUCACGCUGCUAAGCAGUUAUGAUUUAAGAGGUUCUAAAUCAGAGGGAUCAUUUCGAGGCCAGCUUUGCGCAAGCUUUUAGAGCCUUUGCAGUGUCCUUACCCCUGCUGUGCAUGGAGAAGGAUUAUAUGUAAACAAGUUCUUUAGAGUUUUCUUAAAUUAGGUCCUUUGAGUUAACAAAAGAGAGGGUUUCUUAGAAGAAAAACUGGAUGAUUGAGAUUUCUGUUUUGUCUUCGAGUUACCCUGGAUUAGUUCCCCAUUUCACUCCUGCCCUUCACAUCUUAAACGUUCAUAAAAUAUCCACUUCAGCUCAAAACUUUGAUAACUAAGAAACCCUCGCAUGUGUUGCCAUCCUGGGGCAUCCCCUGGAAAGUGCCCUAAGCCCCUGAGCUGUCUACAGUUCAACAGAAAAUGACGUGGCAGCAGAUGAGGCGAGACUUACGUGCAUUUCCUACUCUAAACUUAAAAUAUGUCCCAUUCAGAAUUGAGGGUAGAUUUCUGUGAAGGAAGAAAUUUUCCAAAGAGAGUUUCCCACUCUUAAUUACUGGAGAUGUAGAAGUAAUUUGCCUUCUUCUCAAGGCAAUUCUGAUAAGUGGAAUACAGGAAUGGCUUCCCUCAGGAAUGACCUCGAUUGCCAGCCUGAGGCUUUGUAUGAGGGUGCUGCUCACCCAGCUCUCUGCUCCUCUGUGGAAGCAGCAGAAGUCCCUCCACAUGACCCAGGCAGCAAAAGAAGGUUAUCAAGAAGGGGAGGGGGGGCAUAGUGGGACUACCUAACCAACCCCCAAGCUGCAACACAAGAACAAAAUGCUCACAAAUGUGUUGAGUGUUUACUAAGAGGUGACAUGGUGGUGACCUCCACACAUGGAUUAGGUCCACUUUCUUGUAGGUGCCCAGGGUAGUGACUUAUAUCCCCUGAUCAGCUCUCUGGGGAGAAAGGCUGCUUUGGCACCAGUCAAAGCAUUUAUGUCCAGGUGUCCUGACAUCUGUAGGGGUCAAGUAUUGACAAGACAUUACACCUGUUCAGGCUUAUAAAAAGAGGCAGAAAAAAAAAAAUAAAAAGAGGCAGAACUUAACCUCUCCUGACUCAAUUUUUUUAGGGAAGGGAGGGAGUAAAAUAAUAUGGUUUAUGAAAACAGAAUCUAGGGGUGCCUGGCUGGCUCAGCCAGUGGAGCAUGCCACUCUUCAUCUCCAGUUGGAAGUUCGAGCCCCAUGUUGGGUGAAGAGAUUACUUAAAAUCUUAAAAAACAAAACAAAACAAAAAACCCUACUUAUUUGGUGAAAAACAAAAUGGCCAGAAUUGGCGUCAUUUUCUGAGAGAAAGAAUAGUAAUGUUUGUCCAGUCCUUUCUAAGAGGGCCUUGAUAGACGUAAUCUCCUUUCAUCUUUCCUCAGUACUGUCAAGUAGGUGUUAGAUCCUCAUUUUACAUGAAACUCGGGCUUAGGGCAGUUAACUGUUGGUCAGUAGGUAGUUGGUUUUACCGCAUAUCAUUUCCCUGCUUCAGCACAGCGUGGUGCCCCAGGAUGGACGAGGCUGUGGGUUUCAUUACCUGGGGCGUGCCCCCACUGGGACAGGAGGACCUCGGGAGAGGGUCAGCAAGCCAGGAACUCUUCAGGGUUUGUUUUCAAGAUUGUUUUGGACAGAGAUGGAAGAGGAGAGAAUCUAACCAGAUGACUUUUAUAAAAAUCCUUUCACUUUUUUCCCUCCCCAUUUGAAAACUCUUGAAGAGUGAGUGUAGCUGGAACACGACUAUGUGUCCAGCCAUUUUCCCAUCACACAUGUUUCCAGAUGUGUGACCAGAAGAGGGACUCUGCCCAGUUCCAGUCGUGACUCCCCUUAGAGUUUACCUCACUUGUUUUUCAGCUCUCUGUCUUCUUGUCCCUUCUUCCCAAAUCCAGUAUAGACCUCUGUGUAGGAGCAAUUUGUUUUUUUUUUAAACUCUCAGUGUCUUUAGCUGCAGGUGAUAGCCUCACUCAUUUUAAUAUCCUCACUCUGGGAUGAGAAUUUGCUCCUUAACCAGUGGCUUCCAUAAUGAACAUCCAAAAACCGAAAGCAGAUGUUCACUUCUCACCUAAUCCUUGCCUGCAGGAAGCGGCCACGUUGUAGGGGGAAGAGCCAAAACUGCCUGCUGAUUGCAUGGAGAGAGGCAAUACGGGCCACCUUUUGAGAAUCAGUUACUAAUCAGAGGGGUCUUUUACGCUUUUGAGCUCUCCCUAGUGAUGGAAGAGAAACUCUCCUGAGUUCUUAAGUUCACACUCAUUAACUUUGAGGGUGGCCCAUCUACCCACUAAAAUUGGUCAAAGGAAUGCCAUGUGAGAUGUGCUUUAAAUGGCAUUUUUCCUUUUUUAAAAUUUAAAUUUUAGUUGCCAUACAGUGCAAAAUUGGUUUAGAUGGCAUUUUAGAUUGAGAUUCUCUGUUUGGAGCUGCGCCUGUUGUGCACAGUGCUGAUGGUUGUUGGGGGAGGGAGGCUAGGAAGGUGCUGGUGCUUAUAGGGAUAGCCUUAUAUAGCACAUGAGAAAUGAGAGGCUCUGGGAGUACACUAAUAUUGCCAUCAGCAUACAUCUCCCGGCCUUCUCACCCCCAGCCUCCUGAUAUCUAGUGGCUUCUUCCACAAAUGUAUCUCUAAGAAGAUGGACAGGUGCUGUCGCUGCUGUGCAUCAUACCCAAGUUGGUCCACCCUUGGACGCAGUAUGGUUUUAUAUGCUGGCCUUGGCGAGACACCGUCCAGCCAGCUUGUCUGUUGUCUGGGUCCCUUAGAGUCUGGUUUCCCUGCCCUGCAUAAUUUAAGCAUUAGAGCUAAAUACAUCUGUCAUUUUCCUCUCUGGAGACUGGGAAAUGCCCAGAGCUUUUCAGAAUAGUGGAGAGAAGAAAUGUUAUGUAACUGCUCGUGGAGGCCCAGAACCGUUCAGACAUGGAGGGGCUGGGGACAACCCAGAGACCAUUCCUCCUGCACUUUGUGUGUCUGUCAUUCGGCAGCCGUAAAUCCAAGAGUGAGCCCCAGCUGCAGGCACCUGAGCAGAGAAGGGAAACCAGUCUAGAGUUUCAAACAGAAACUGGAAAGUCAGGCCAUCAGCUGUGUACCAAGCCUCAUUUACAUCCUUUCCUCACAACAGCUCUGUGGGGUAGGGAGUAGGAGUGGUCAUCUUGUAAAGCCACCUCUACUCAAAGAUCAGCAGUGUCCCAACCUCCAAGCCCCAACCCCUCAGAGCAAUUUUGGCCCUUUGAGGAACAGACUCACUUAUCCACAAGAAUUGGUGACAGAAUCAGACAGACACAUGGUAUUCCCAAGAACCCUAGUCUUGCAAUUGGCACUUUCCUCCAGACUUUGCCAGAAACCUGCUGGCUGUAGUCUCCUUCCCUCCUGUGGGGAGUGGAGACUGGAGGGGCAGAUGUAGACAAGGAACUAACACGCGGCCUCUUCCCUGCCUUCGUCAGGGACAGGACCCAGGACAGCUGCUGUGCAUCUUCAGGGAACCAGGGAAGGUCCCAGUAGGCAGAGGGAGACACCUGUCCCAACUGCGCAUGCACCAAAUGGCGUGCACUAUUAUGUGUUCGGUGCAGAAUGUUGAUGGUAACUUAAUGUACUGCAAACUCGUAAAGACUUUCACCAUGUAAAGAAUGUAUGUAAAUUAAAGUUUUAUGUAAUGAAAGUUUUUACUUUUGCAAUUAAAAGUGUAUGUUGGUUGAUAAGAA